CAGGAGACAGCUGUGUUUGCUUUUAAUGGCUAUCACAAAUGCUGCAGUAAUUCCACCCCAUCUGAAAAUUCCCACCCCUUCAACAUGCUCCCAAAUUACAGCUAUGGAAUGAAGCUUUCCAGAGAGUUAGUAUUUUCCACAACGAGGACAACGAGAACGAUUCCUUCUGUGGGUUUGCAUAAUGGAGGUCAACUCUCAAUCCAGCACUCAACAGAUUCCAUGGAAAGAUGUUGAGUUGGCAAAAGAGAAGAAUCCCAAAUACCAAACCUACCAGCGAGUGGCUCUGGUUUUGGCAUUAGUAUUCCUUGUUUUGGCUCUCUGCAUUGUCGGCAUGCUGUACCUCUGGAACCCAAGUCCGGGGAAGGUUUAUGACCAUGGGUACAAAGCUGUGCUGGAUGGGGUAGAGACAGACAGCAUGAUGAGGAUUGAUCCAGGUCAGCGCAUCGAGAUCUUCAGAAUGGGAAACGGAAGCAAGGAGGUGCUGGAGGUGCAUGACUUUAAAAAUGGAAUUACUGGGAUCCGGUUUGCUGAACAUCAGAGGUGCUACAUCAGUACCCAAACUAAGAAGAUUCCCACAGUGGCAGAAGUGGAAGUUGAGGGCGCGGAGCAGGUGCGUGAGACCGACGCCACGGAUGUGAAGGUGGAGGACUCCCGAGUGUGGGUUCCUGCUGAGGAGCCCAUCGUUAACCCAGCAUUCCUCUUCAACUCCAAGAUCUGGGAGAUUUGCCAGGAGCUGCCCAUCCAUUGGAUUCAUUCCUCCCCGCUGAGUGACGCCAACCGCCAGGAGAUGGGAAAUGUGGACGCACCUGAUGCAGAGGUCAGAGGUCAGCGAUUCACUCGUGAUGUCCUGGACCACCUUCCCGUAAACGACUAUACAGAAAUUGGAAUUGAACUGGACGACCGUCUGGAUGAGCGUGGCUACUGCUGCCGGUACUGUCGUCGAGGUUACCGCUACUGUAGACGCUACCACGAGCCCCUGGGCGGUUUCAACCCUUGGCCAUACUACUACCAAGGAGGUCGGGUCAUCUGUCAAAUUGUCAUGCCCUGCAACUGGUGGAUCGCACGCAUGCUGGGGAGGAUCUGAGAAAGGUGUUUGUUUGCUGACAUCCAAGUCACCGCAGUUUUAUUCCUGAUAAAAGUUCAAAACCAAAACAGACAAUUGCCAACAACUAUUAUCCAAUCUGAACGUCACCCCUUUGAGUAUUAAUCAAUAUAAACAGUCUAAAUGGUGAACUGGUCAUUCACAGCUGUCUAAAUUCCAUUACUUACACCCAUUUGGUGCCCUUGCAUUUUGAUUGCGUACAAUUUUGUUUCAAACUUGUCAUGUGUAAAAAUGCUGUUAUACAACAGCACCAUCUGCAAUUAUUUUCCAAAACAUUUAUUUUAUACUUCAUAGGUUAAACAGUUGAAUGGUUUUGUCUCAUGUGACUGUGAGUGGUGCAACGUAACCACUUUGUCAGGUCCAUAAGUACUUGGCCAGUGGUAUAUUUUGCCUCCAGACACCAUCACAACAGAGAUAAAAAAUAAGACCAUCAAGAUGUUCUUACAGCGUAACCUUUCAGCAUUAGUUUUAGGUCUUUAACAAAGAUAUUGCAUCAAACAGCCAUUUUUAAACACACUCCCUCUUAUUUUUAGAGCUCAUAAUUAAUUGGACAAACAAAAAACAAAGGAUUAUUAUCUUAGAAAUCAUCAUUUUUGCAGCCAGUUUUCUUUAGAUAAUGCCUUACUUCAUUUACAUUAGUUAUUAUGAAAUGCAAACAGUAUGGAGCUGGAUGGAGAAGGCAGUUCUCAAAAACUCAGUGGCCAUGCCAGAAGGCUAGUGAGGGAAGACUAGAGAGGUGUAUGGAGGUAAUAUUACAUAAAUAUGUCACUAUCCAACUACUUAUGCACCUGACUGCAGCGUGUCUCAGAUUGUUACAUCAUGUGCAUAAUUAAAGAAAUCUUUGUGAUGUAAUUGCUGUUGUAUUACUCAGAGCUGACAUGACCUCCUGAACACCUUCAGGUGUGUUAUGACACUGAGGAGGUGAUUUAAUCUGAAACAAUGUCAGAGGGGAAAUAACACUUUCCCAGAAGUAAGACAGAAUUGUGAAACUGAUAUUCUGUGAUCAUAAAAACAUAGACAUUGUAUUGAAAAAUGAUUUUUUUUUUCAUUUUUUAAAAAUUCUUUCAAUUAAAAUUGUGUUGCAUGAAUAACCUCAGUUGUCCUAUUAUGAGCGGUUGUAGGACUCUCUUGAAGUAAGCUGUGUUUGUGUGAACAGUGUUGUAGAUUGAGCCUGACUCAUGCAAUCCUAAAAACAGAAAGUAACACUCACUUUCACUUCUCCAUUAGUCCCAGUGCUGAUUAACA
This is a messenger RNA of Thalassophryne amazonica, 2347 nucleotides long. RefSeq names its product tenomodulin (gene tnmd). Gene Ontology annotation, biological process: negative regulation of endothelial cell proliferation; negative regulation of angiogenesis. NCBI's taxonomy places the organism in Eukaryota, Metazoa, Chordata, Actinopteri, Batrachoidiformes, Batrachoididae. Bases 182 to 1084 code for a protein of 300 amino acids. The record is from RefSeq and is a predicted model, not a curated record. The transcript is spliced from 7 exons.